This is a messenger RNA of Aspergillus affinis, 1767 nucleotides long. Its product is annotated as ferric reductase family protein. The record is from RefSeq and is a predicted model, not a curated record. Gene Ontology annotation, molecular function: ferric-chelate reductase activity. The transcript has 6 exons. Gene Ontology annotation, biological process: copper ion import; intracellular iron ion homeostasis; iron ion transport. Gene Ontology annotation, cellular component: plasma membrane. NCBI's taxonomy places the organism in Eukaryota, Fungi, Ascomycota, Eurotiomycetes, Eurotiales, Aspergillaceae. Bases 1 to 1767 code for a protein of 588 amino acids.
AUGAACCCGGCAUUGGCGACACCGUUAUAUGUUCUGGGCGGCGUGUUUUUUGUCCUGUUCAUAGGCCGUGCCAUCAUUCGACUACGGCAUAGACGACGCCGGCAGGAAGCUCUGGAAAAGAAAGACCAGUCACGAUUCGUUCGUUCCUCUCGAUUGUCCGCCUUCGUCAAGAAACAUAUCCUCUAUGCGCCACUAUUCACCACCCGUCACAGCCGCGAGUUUCGCCUGCUGGAUACCUUUCACAUGGGCGUCGUCCCGCUAAGAUUGGAAACAUUGCUAUUGCUGGGCUAUAUCGCACUGAAUCUGAUCUUCUUCUUCGCCCUGAUUGACUGGUGGGCCGAGUACAGCGAGAUGAUGUACCAGCUGAAGUACGCGGGCGGCCACUUGGCCGUGAUGAACUCACCGGCUCUGGUGCUGACAGCCGGGCGAAACAACCCGUUGAUUUGGCUGUUGGGACUUCCAUUCGACACGUUCAACCUCAUGCAUCGGUGGAUCGGACGGCUCAUGGUUGCAGGCGGGAUCCUGCAUGUGAUCUGUGUGGUGGUCGGCCAGGCUCAAAAGGAAAGCAUGAGCAAAAUUACCUACCUCAUCUGGCACACACCAUUCUUUGUCGCAGGGUUGGUUGCGCUUAUCGCAUUCGUCGCAAUCUUCCUCCAGUCCGCUUCGCCCGUCCGUCAUGCCUUCUACGAGGCUUUCUUGCACCUACAUAUUGUGUUGGCAAUCAUGGCAUUUGUGGGUCUGUGGUACCAUCUCCAGGGUCUCGCCCAACAAUGGGUUAUGCUGGCGACCCUGGUCUUAUGGGGAUUAGAUAGGGCUGGACGACUGGGUCUUAUCCUCUGGCGCAACUUUGGCCGCAAGAUGACGAGAGCCACUGUGGAGCUGCUUCCUGGCGACGUAGCCCGCGUGGACGUGACGAUGGCGCGGUCGUGGCAAUUCAAAGCCGGUCAGUACAUGUACCUAUACAUCCCGUCACUGGGACUGUGGACCUCGCAUCCCUUCUCGGUAGCGUGGAAACUGUCCCAGCCGCCGGGUAUGUUGCAGAAACGCGGCUCGGGCGAUUCCUUGAACGCGUUGCUGGGAGAGCCUCAGCAGGCUGUCAUGUCGUUUCUGAUCAAGCGACGCGAUGGGUUUACGCAUAAGCUCGUUGAGAAGGUGAACAAGUCUCCGGACGAGAAGUUCACGGCUCGAGCGCUCGCCGAGGGGCCUUUUGGUGGACUGCACUCUCUCAACUCGUACGGGACUGUGGUCCUGGUCGCCGGCGGGAUCGGGAUCACACAUCCUAUGAGUUACAUGCAGGAGUUCGUCAGUGGAUUUGCGGCGCGGAUGACAGCAGUUCGGAAAGUGACUUUGGUCUGGGUGGUUCGCAGUCUAGACCAUCUAACAUGGAUCCAACCAUGGAUGACCACCCUCCUCAACCACCCGGCUAUCCAAGUCCCCAACGAGCAGAAACAACACUCCUACUUUUCCCUGCCGGAAUUCUCACUCUCGGUCCAGAUCUACGUCACCCUCAAGGAAACUAGCACGGAAGAUUUCAAGACAGGCGAGAGCCCCUGGGCCAACACGGUGCCGCCCACCGUACCUAUUAGCCUGAACUUCGGCAAGCCAAGCUUUGAUCACAUCCUGGAGACUGAGAAAGCAACGCAAGUGGGCGCGAUGGCGGUGAGUGUCUGCGGCCCGGGAGCCAUGGGCGACGAUGUACGAAAGACAGUGCGUGAGAAGCAGGGCAGCCAGACGAUGGAUCUCUACGAGGAGACCUUCUCUUGGUAG